Molecule: messenger RNA, 1937 nt
Organism: Erythranthe guttata (spotted monkey flower)
Lineage: Eukaryota; Viridiplantae; Streptophyta; Magnoliopsida; Lamiales; Phrymaceae
Source: RefSeq, a predicted model, not a curated record
UAAUCUAAUCAAUAAACUAAUCGAUCUACGUGGCAGAAGGAAUCCAUAAUCACAAUAAAGAUGAAUACAUAUAAACAAAAAAAAAAGAUUAAGAAUAAUUAUAUCAGACGAAAAUGAAAUUAAUAAACAAUUACCCACUAGCCUAUACGUACAGCAAUAAUUAUAUAUAUAUAUAUACACACACACACAGAGACGAAAAGCGAUAAUUAAUUAGAAUUUGAAGAUUGAUUGAGAAAAACAAUGGCAGCGGGUGUGGAGACGGUGGCGGAGGAAUUGAGGGCGGCGUACGGCGGCGGCAAAACCAGAGAUUUGGAGUGGAGGGUUUCACAGUUGAAAGCACUUCUCAAAAUAAUUAAUCUCCAUGAAAAUGAAAUUGUUGAAGCUCUUCGCUCUGAUCUUAAUAAACCUGAAUAUGAAGCUUUUGUUCAUGAGAUCGCCGGCGCUUCGUCAGCAUGCAAGUUAGCAUUGAAGGAGUUACGCCGAUGGACGAUGCCUGAAAAAGUGAAAACGACUAUGACAACGUAUCCUUCAUCAGCUCAUAUAGUAUCGGAGCCUUUGGGCGUCGUAUUGGUUAUUUCAACUUGGAACUAUCCUUUUAUUUUAUCGAUCGAACCAAUCAUCGGAGCUAUUUCAGCUGGUAAUGCAGUAGUGUUGAAACCGUCCGAGGUUUCACCUGCCACGUCAGCAGUGCUCUCCAAACUUCUUGGAGAGUACAUGGACACGUCAGCGGUCAGAGUUGUCGAAGGCUCUGUGCCCGAAACAACUGUAUUGCUCGAACAAAAAUGGGAUAAAAUAUUUUAUACAGGAAAUAGCAAGGUGGGUCGAAUUGUGUUAGCUGCUGCUGCAAAGCAUCUAACACCUGUAGUUUUGGAGCUCGGUGGGAAGAGUCCGGUGGUGGUCGAUUCAAACAUCGAUUUAAAAGUAAGUCCUUUAAUUUAUCAGAAAUUGCGGAACAACCCCCGUAUUUUAUACUUCAUUUAUUUCGUGUUCUGUUUUUUUCUAAAGGUUGCGGCAAGAAGAAUUAUUUCGGGCAAGUGGGGAUGCAAUAACGGACAAACAUGUGUUUCGCCCGAUUACGUAAUUACUACAAAAGAGUACGCUUCGAAACUGGUUGAUGCAUUUGCUUGUGAAAUGGAGAAUUUUUAUGGAAAAGAUCCUCUCCAAUCAAAUGACUUGUCGAGCGUUGUGAAUUCUCGGCAUUUUGACCGUUUAAUAAAUUUAUUGGACGAUGAAAAGGUUUCGGGUAAAAUAGUUCUUGGAGGUCAACGGGAUAAAACCAAACUCAAGAUUGCUCCUAGUAUUAUAUUGAAUCCCUCAGAAGAUUCUCUGAUCAUGAACGAGGAGAUUUUCGGUCCUUUGCUUCCCAUUAUCACGGUCGACAAAAUCGAGGACUGCAUUGGAAUUAUUACCUCUAAAGAAAAACCUCUUGCUGCGUAUCUAUUUUCAAACAACGAAAAGCUGAAGAAUGAUUUCAUAAGCAACGUGUCAUCGGGCGGCAUGGUGAUUAAUGACACCACUCUGCAUCUUGCGGAGGCGAGCCUACCGUUUGGAGGGGUAGGAGAAAGUGGGAUGGGAUCGUACCACGGUAAAUUCUCGUUUGAUGCUUUCAGCCAUAAAAAGGCGGUUCUAAAACGCGGAUUUAAUGGAGAUGUGUCUGUUAGAUAUCCACCGUACACUAACGGGAAGCUGAAUUUUGUUAAGGCAAUGUUGAGUGGCAAUAUUCUCCGUAUUAUUCGUGCUUUAUUCGGUUGGUAAAAAAGUUUAUAUGUUAUUAUUAUUAUUAUUAUUAUUAUUAUUAUUAUUAUUAUUAUUAUUAUUAUUAUUAUUAUGUAUUAUUAUGCAAGAAAUGGUUAAAACGUUUUAUAAGUUCAAUUUGUGAUUCUAUGUUGUAAUAUAUAUAAGCCGAAAUGCUAAAUUAAAGAUCUUCUACUGUAUAC